GAUAAUAUCUAUAUAAAAUUAUUAACAUCAUGGAUGAUGAUCUCAGUAUAAACUUAAGUGCAUCUGGAAACUUUCCGCUCCACAAGAAAAAAAAUAGAUUCUGGGGAAAUAAGAAUUAUCGAAAUACAAGUCGGUAUAGAUAUGUUGGACAAAAUGCAAAGCCCACCAUAUUGAAUACAUCAAAGGUAAAAAUCUUGGAUUCAGAAGAUAAAUCUGUUUUAAAACAGGGAAAGAAUGAAAAUGAUGAUUAUAGCACUGCGCUCCAUUUCAAAGGAGUUGAAGUCUUGCCAAAUGAAAAACCGAAAAAAGUAAAAUAUUUUGCAAAGAGAUCAAAUACCAAAGGAAAAACUGUUGUUUCAUUGAACACGGAUGAAUCCAAGUCGAGUACUGAUAAACAAAAGACCAAUCUGAAUGAAAUAACGAAAAAGACUUCUGUUACAGCUCAUCGGAAAUCAUCUCUAUUUAAUCAGAAUCCACAGAUACCAAAGGUUUCUCAACCUGAUAUUUCAAGUGUACAGGAAGAUAUUUUUUCCAGGGAGAAUUUCUCAGAUUUAGAGAUUCAUCCACAUUUAUUAUCGUAUAUUAAUCACAACUUAAAGUUGAAAAAUAUGACUUCUAUUCAGCAGAAAGCGAUUCCUGUUCUUUUAUCUGGCCGCGAUGCUCUAGUAAAAUCCCAGACUGGUUCUGGAAAAACCCUCGCAUAUGCGAUUCCAGUGAUACAUAGAAUACAGGAGAUCAAACCAAAUAUAAAAAGGAAAGAUGGGCCAAUUGCAAUGGUGCUGGUACCGACAAGAGAACUGGCUCUACAAUCAUAUGAUGUUUUCUCAAAAUUAACUCUGCCAUUUUGCAGAAUUGUUGCCACUUGGAUCAUUGGUGGCGAAAACCGUAAAUCAGAGAAAUCUCGAAUUCGUAAAGGAAUAAAUAUUAUAAUUGGGACGCCAGGUCGUAUUUUGGAUCAUAUACAAACAACAGAGGCACUUUCACUUGCAAAUCUAAGAUGGUUAAUAUUUGACGAAGCAGAUCGCUUACUUGACAUGGGAUUUCAAAAGCAAGUAGAUGCAAUAAGAAAUGCAGUUAAAAAUCAGUCAACAAAAAAAUGUCAAAAUGUGCUUCUGUCGGCUACCUUAUCAGAUAAAGUACAAAGGCUGGUUGAUCUCGCUCUGCAUAAUCCAUGCCAUGUACAAGUUACUAAUACCGAUGUGGAUAGCGGGAUUGAGAAGGAAGAUGAUGAAAUAUUCGCGCUGCCUGAAAAACUCAUCCAACAUGUUUGCAUUAUACCUAGUAAAUUGAGACUCGUGGCUUUGGCAACAUUUCUUAAAGCAAAGCAAUUGAGGAACAAACCAGUGAAAGUGAUUGUGUUUUUGUCUUGCAGAGAUUCUGUAGAGUUUCACUAUCAUCUUUUAAAGCAUGUUUUACGAAAACCAAAACUUGAUAACGGCAUGGAGAUUCCUUUGGAUAUAGAUCUGGCUGAUAGUGAAGUAGAACAUGUCAACAUUGUACAGCUUCAUGGUGGACUGUCACAAAACGAGAGACAAGAAGUUUUUCACAGCUUUUCAAUUAGUGAUACUGGUAUUUUACUGACAACAGAUGUUGCCGCGAGAGGUUUGGAUCUUCCAAGUGUACAUUGGGUAAUUCAAUACACGAGUCCAGGGAGUCCGGUUGAUUAUAUUCAUAGAGCUGGAAGAACUGCAAGAGCAGGAAACAAAGGUAAUGCUCUCCUGAUGCUGACACCAUCUGAAGUUAAAUAUGUCAACCUGCUAACACAAUUCAAUAUACAAGUUGAAGAAAUGAAUGUUGAUGACAUCUUAAUUAUGGGAAUAAAUGCAACUGGUGUGAAUAAAAAGAAUGCAGAUUUCAAAUUGAGACUUUUGGAUGCAGCAAAGAGUGAAGCCACAAAUUUACAAAGCCAGAUGGAAUCUUACGUUUCUAAAAGUAUUAAAAUCAAAACGCUAGCAAGAACUGCGUAUAUGUCUUUUAUUCGUGCUUAUGCAACAUAUCCCACAGAACUCAAAUCAAUUUUUCAUGUCAAAUAUUUACACCUUGGACAUGUUGCUAAAAGUUUUGGAUUGCAGGAUGCUCCACAUGAUAUUGUGAAAAAUCUUCAAAAAUCUGUCGGCCAGUUACCAGUGAAAACUUCAUUCGAGUAUCGAGAGGCAAAGAUCGAAUUGACUAAAGUUGAAAAAGAACAGCCAUCAGACUCAGAAGAUCAAAAGAAAGAAAUUAUCCAAGUGACAAAAGAAUUGACUAAACCACGCCUUAGUAGGAAACAGAUAAUGAAAAAUAAAAUGUCUCGAAAACCUGACUUAAUGUCGGAGUUUAGCAGCGGUUUAUCAAGUUCUGAUAUUCCAGCUAAAAAAAUGAAAAAGCGUUGAGCUAGGAAAAUUAUUUGAUGAUUGUGUUUGUCUGAGACUGGUGUAAUAAAAACAAAUGAUAGUGAAA
This is a messenger RNA of Styela clava, 2439 nucleotides long. RefSeq names its product ATP-dependent DNA helicase DDX31-like. Lineage: Eukaryota; Metazoa; Chordata; Ascidiacea; Stolidobranchia; Styelidae. The record is from RefSeq and is a predicted model, not a curated record. Gene Ontology annotation, molecular function: nucleic acid binding; ATP binding.